GUGUCCUGCUAGACACUAGGAGAUCCUUUGGGCCCAGGGUGGGCCCAUAGAAGACAAUUCGUUUUCCUUUUUUGUCCGCGUGUAGCUGGGCCCUUCGUUUUUUAAUUGGUCCGCUGUAGCUUUGUCAUAUUGCGCUGAGGAGGCAGUUUGGGCAGGGUCCACUCUUUCUUUUUCUUUUUUGCGGAGCUGUAUUCGAAUCCAGGGAGCACAUCUCCCUGCCUGUAUUCGAAUCGAGAGAGCAGAGCUUCCUGCCUGUAUUCGAACAGUGGGAGCAGGGCUUCCUGACUGUAUUCAAAUCGAGGAAGCAUAGCUUCCUUCUGUGUUCGAUGCAGGGGAGCAGGGCAGAGCUUCCUGACUGUUUCAGUUCCAGGAGCAGAGCAGAGCAGAGCUUCCUGUAUUCAGAAUCGAGGGAGCUGAGCAGAGCAGAGCAGAGCUUUCUGUAUUUGAAUUGUGGCAGCAGGAGCAUAGCUUCUUGUAUUUGAAUUGUGGCAGCAGGAGCGGAGCUUCCUGUAGCUGAAUUGUGGAAGCAGGAGUGGAGAUUUUUUGUAUUUGAAUGGCGGGGGCAGGAGCAGUUCUUCCUGUAUUUGAAGGCGGGAGCAGGAACAGAACUUCCUAUAUUUAAAAAAUAGUGGGGCAGGAACAGAGCUUCCUGUAUUUGAGUCGCGGAAGCAGGAGCAGAGGUGAAUUGAGGGAACAGAGUUUCCUGUAUUUGAAUCAGGGAGCGGAGAGCAGAGUCUUCUGUAUUCCAGUUGAGCGAGCAGAACCUCCUGUGUUUGAGUCGCAGGAGAAGAGCUUCAUGCAUUUGAAUCAAGGUAGACGAGCUUCCUGUACUCGAAUCGGGGGAGAAGAGCGUCCUGUACUUGAAUCGAGGGAACAGAGCUUCCUGAAUUUGAGUUGAGAGCACAGCUUCCUGAAUUCAAAUCGAGAGCAGAGCUUCUUGCAUUGGAAUCGAGGGAGAAGGGUCUGCUGUAUUAAAAAAGAGGGAGCAGAGCUUCCGGUAUUCGAAUUGAGGGAGCAGAGCCUCCUGCUUUUGAAUCAAGCAAGCAGUACAGGUUCCUGUAUGCGAAUCGAGUGAGCAGAACUUGCUGUCUUUGAAUCGAGUGAUCAGAGCUUUCUGUAUUGGAAUGGAGUGAGCAGCAGGGGCUCCUGUGUUCGAAUCGCGGGAGCAGAGCAUGCUGUACUUGAAUCAAGAGAGCAGAGAUUCCUGCCCUCGAAUCGAGGAAGCAGAGAAGCAGAGAUUCUCCGAAAGCAACUGCACACCUUGCCUGCGUGCAUGAACAGUGCCAUUCCAACCUAAGGUAGGGGCCAGAGCUUCAGGUGUUCAGGGUAGGGCUACUGCGAUGGUCGGUGGUUGAAGCCGCUGGACAGUGUCAGAUGAUAAGUCUCAGUUGAAGCACAUGCGAUGUGCUGCAGUUGAAGCAUCUGGCAGCUGAUGCGGACUGCAGAGGACAGACGAGGAGAUAGGAGAGAAGGGAGGGGAUAAACCAGGGAAGAAGAGAAGCCUCAGAGGUGAGUGGCUUUUUCUGAGGAAGGAGAGCUGGUGAGAAUUCAUGCACACGCGCAAGGACUUGCGUGAGCUGAGGGUGUGAUAGUGAGAGAGUGUCGUCAGCUGGGAAGGUGGUGAUCGUGCUGCUAGUUUGUGUUGCCGUUCAAAUAUGCCGGAGGGGAGCAGUCGAAGACAGUCAAUCGAGGGUGCUUUGGGUGAAGCAACAGCUGCACCUGCUGUUGCAGCUGCAACAACUUGCAGCACCUUGUUGCAGCUGCAACAGCAGGUGCAGCUAUUGCUGCAACUGCAGCACGUUGUUGCAGCUGCUGUUGCUGCUGCAGCAAUUGUUGCAGCUGCAGCUGCAACAACAGCUGGAGGUGCUGCACUUGUUGAAGGUUCCCUGCCUGCAGGGCCUGCAACUGCUGCCCCUGCAGUUCGUCGGGCGACGAUGGAAAGAUGUGAUGGAGGAGGGAAGAUCAACGCAGGAGGAGGGAGGAGGAAGAGGGAGAAAGACAUUUGGGGCAUGUGGCACGUGUGCGCUCAGAGCAGGAGGGGUGUGAGAAAGAGGGAGGAUGAAGAGGGAGAAGCAUGUUUGAGCCGAUCGAAACAAAGGAGGCAGCAUGAGGAGUGGCGAGGACAAGGAGGAACAACGAAAAAGAGGACCGAGGGGACGAUGAGAAUGGAGGAAAGAGGAGGAUGGAACAAAAGGAGAAAGAGGGACGAAAAGGAGGAGGACGAUAAGCAUGGCAGACGACGAGAAUUCAUGGAGGAGGGGAGAGGAUGUAGGGAGGAGAUUGCCAGGGGGAGGAGGACAUUGCAUAAGGGGGAGGAGGAGGUCGGACCGAGGGGGAUGAAGAGGUCGGAUAAGGAGGAGGAGGUUGUGCAAGGGGGAAGCGGACGUCGCGACAAGGAGGAGGACACCUCAAUGGAGACGGGAAAUGACUUUACGCCUGGGUGGAUUCCGCGGCCUGGCGAGCAGGACUCUGUAGUUAGCUUCACCAUUGCGACACAUAUUAUCGCUCAGGUUGUCGGGACAGUUGUUGCGACAGAUGACACUUACCCUGCUCAGGUCAAUACGCAAUUUGCGGAUUUUCUCGGAUCAAUCCGAACCACGGAAACAACGUCGUUGUCUGGAACUCAGUGCCUUGUGGCAAGCGAGACGACAACAUACCUCGGGUCCGACUGCGACAACCAGGAACCAUUUUCUGUUCCGCCACAUCAGGAAGUUCGGAUUAAUCCGAACCUGGAGGUCAAUACCGUCAAAACAACACACCGGUCUACGAAACUCGAAUGGACGGGCCGGGUUUCCGAACACCCUGCCGGCGAAAUUCGGAUUCAUCCGAACCAGGAGGACGUGUCAACUACGACGGCCGAUCGGUGUAAGAAUGCCGAAAUGUUGUGCAUGGAAGUCCCCAAGGGGCUGCAGGAAGACCGUUCGUCUUUUGAAGUCGGUAUUCAAGACAAUGCCAUGGAGUCCCUUGAGGAUAAGUUAGCGCCCAGUUCCAAUCUCAAGUCCCGCACACUCAGAGAGGAAUGCCUUGUUACGGUAUGCGCUUCGUUGGCAGUUAUAACCGACUUUGCGGUAAAAGCGGACACGUCCGCGCCAUUAGACUCCGUCGGGACUCGGAUUAAUUCGAACCUGGGCGACGUGAGCAUGUCCAUCGGUGACGGUGUUUUGGAGACCGCCGUAAUUCGGAUGCAUCCGAAGCAGACAGUCGCUGGGCUCGAACUGCACGGCGUCGAGGGUUGUGGACAUGUCACGACUUUCGACAAAGCGGACGGGUCCUCGCCACUGCACUCCGCCGGGGCUCGGAUUGAUCCGAAUCCCAGCGACGUGAGCAUGCCCCUCGAUACUUCAGGAUAUGAGAUGCGGCCCGUCGGGUUGGACUAACGAGUCGUAUCGGGUUACGAGGACCCCUUGUACUCCGGCCUUCAUGACAAGGCUAUAGGAAAAAUAUUCUGACGCUGUUAAAGAUGGCUUGUUUUAUUUAAGUGAGGACGACAAAGACACUGCACACGAGGACAAGAAGUUUGGGGGGGAAGAAGUGUUAUUGGACAUCCAUGGGACCUUGAGCCCGACACAAUACGACACUGGGGCUAUGGAGAAAACACAACCUAUUAACGUUGUAGACCUCGACUCUUCAAGUCCGGAGAAGAGCGGAAUAAAAUUGUCCGUCGUGG
Molecule: messenger RNA, 3667 nt
Organism: Chara braunii
Lineage: Eukaryota; Viridiplantae; Streptophyta; Charophyceae; Charales; Characeae
Source: the annotation of a GenBank genome assembly